UGCCUCUAAGCCAAGAGGCCAAGAAAGCACUCCCCCCAACAUCCUUUGCUCUCUGACGACUGCUCAGCUGGCCCAGAUUCCCUUUCCUGGAGCUGCCCCCGGAACCAUGGAGAGUCUGAGUGAACUACAGAACCCUCUGCUGCCUCGGAGCCCUGCCCACCUCCACGGCCCCUGCCCCUACCCCUACCCCGAGGCCUCACCCAGCUGGUCUUGCCAGGAGAAGCUCUACUCCUUCCUCCUGGGAGGUUCUGGCCCUGCGGGCGCCCACCAGCUCCUGGACCCAGGGUCCCUGCAGCUGGCUGUGGAGGCCUGGUACAGGCCUAGCUGCCUCUUGGGGAGGGACAAGGUCAAGGAGCCCAGAGCAGGCAGCUGUGAGACCAGCUUCACAGAGAGCAGGGAGCCCCAGGCAGGGCCCACAGACUGGCCCACAGAACCUGGCCAAGCCGAAGAGGGUGUCACCAUCCAGACUGUGUCCUAUGAGGUUCAAGAGGAGCUGCAGGGACAGGAAGAUGACCAGGAGGAGGAGGAGAGUGAUGCAACCUCCACAGAGAGCGACAGUGAAGACAACUUCCUCACGCUGCCCCCCAGGGACCACCUGGGCCUCACUAUCUUCUCCAUGCUCUGCUGCUUCUGGCCGCUCGGCAUCGCUGCCUUCUACUUCUCCCAGGGGACCAGCAAGGCCAUCUCCAAGGGGGACUUCCGCCUGGCCAGCGCCACCUCCCGCAGGGCCCUCUUCCUGGCCACGCUCUCCAUUGCCGUGGGGGCCGGGCUCUAUGUGGCCGUGGUGGUGGCUCUGGCAGCUUACAUGUCCCGCAAUGGCCAUGGCUAGUGGCCGGCAGGGUCCAGCAUCCUGACUCCCCUGCUCCACCUGAGGGGCUGCGGGGCUUGGAGCUGCAGACUGUCUGGAAAGCCCUGCCCCCGAAGACAAGCCGUGAGGGCGCUGUUGGGGGCGGCCUCCCAGGCUGCAGGGCUCAACCGUCAUUUCGUCCCGCCCACUGCCCCUCGCCCCAGAGCAGGGCCGGGGCACCUCCCUCCAGCCUGGGCUGUGUUGGGAAGCGGGGAGAGGGUGGGCUGCCCACCACACCAACCAGGAGGGGCCCACCUCUGGCUUGAUGCCAGCUUGGAGCUCAGCCCAUUCUGCCCACUUUCUAGAGUGUCUGUGCCCUCAGGCACCCACCACCCAACUCUGCCAGCUCUCCACAGGGAAAGAGCAGGGGGUCACAG
Molossus molossus (Pallas's mastiff bat) is the source of this 1224-nucleotide messenger RNA. RefSeq names its product synapse differentiation inducing 1 like (gene SYNDIG1L). Gene Ontology annotation, cellular component: membrane; intracellular membrane-bounded organelle. The transcript is spliced from 4 exons. The record is from RefSeq and is a predicted model, not a curated record. Bases 107 to 829 code for a protein of 240 amino acids. NCBI's taxonomy places the organism in Eukaryota, Metazoa, Chordata, Mammalia, Chiroptera, Molossidae.